Molecule: messenger RNA, 1500 nt
Organism: Metarhizium robertsii ARSEF 23
Lineage: Eukaryota; Fungi; Ascomycota; Sordariomycetes; Hypocreales; Clavicipitaceae
Product: Beta-lactamase/transpeptidase-like protein
Exons: 4
Coding region: 1-1500 (499 amino acids)
Source: RefSeq, a predicted model, not a curated record
AUGCAGCCCCCCUUUGCCGCCAGAUGCAAGAAUGCGGCUCAGGCCGUGUCUUACAACAUGGGGGGCCAUUUCCUUUCCCGUCAUCCGUGGAAGGAUGGAAUUGGAGGGACGGGAGGGACGGCACCGAGGAUCAAGCAACAGGAUGCACGGCGCAACUUCUGGGCUCCUGGGCUCCUGGGCUCCUUGGCUGGCUUCUUGUCGUCGACCGGCCUGUUCCGCCCCGCACCUCCUCUUUCCCACUCUGGAGCUUGUUCACGGCCGCCACUUGCCGAGGCAAAAUGGCCAAGCAUCUGGGCGAGAAGCAUCUUGGCGGAUUGGACAUGGACAUGGAGUAGUGUUCCCGUCUCCGCCCCCUUCGUUCUCCCGUCUCGAAUGAUUCUGAAGGCUUGGACCAUCUACACCGGCUCGUCCGGCCGCCUCGAUCUUGACCCUAAAUCGCCCCUCUUCACAGAAAGGUCCUUCACAUGGGUAGCCUCCCUCACCAAGCUCGCCACCACCAUCUCCAUCCUUCAGCUCGUCGAACGGGGCCAGCUCGACCUCGACGCCGAUCUACGCCAUCUCAUCCCGGAGCUCCGAGACGCCAGCAUCCUCCAUGAGUUUGACGAGAAUGACAACCCCGUCAUCGAGGCCAACGCCAAGCCCAUCACCAUGAGGCAGCUGCUCACCCACACAUCCGGCUUCAGCUACGAGUUCUCCGACCCGGUUCUCCUCCAGUGGUCGCGCACCCAGCCCAACCGCAACGUCUCACGCCUCCAGUGGUCCAAGCUAGAAGUCACCACGCCGCUGCGAUUUGCCCCCGGCCAGAGCUGGGGAUACGGCGUCGGACUGGACUGGGCCGGCCAGGUCCUCGAGGCCCUCACCGGCAAAUCCCUCGGCCAGUACAUGCAGGAGAACAUCCUCGACCCCGUAGGCCUCAACGACACCGGCUUCUGGCCCGAAAGAAUCCCACACACGGCGCCCAGGACCGCGCAAAACGUUCAGCGCACAAAGGACGGGAAGCUCGUUGCCGCGCACUGGCCCACCCCCGAGAAGCACGAGAUUGAGUCCGGCGGCGGCGGGUGGUUCACAACGGCCAACGACUACGCAUUGUUUCUACGGGCGUUUCUGACGGGGAGGCUGGUCUCGGAGGAGACGAUGAGGGAGAUGGUCAAGCCGCAGCUAAACGAGGCACAGGCCGAGUUUCUGAGGACGAUUGCUUUCCACCCCAUGGUUCACAAUACAUUUGCGCCCGAGUUCAAGCCCGGCACGAAUAUUGACCAUGGGCUAGGAGGUAUGCUGAAUGUUGAGGAUGUACCAGGGAAGAGGAAGGCGGGGAGUAUCGCGUGGAGUGGGAUUCUCAAUAGUCGAUGGUGGGUUGACCCGAAGACGGGCAUUGCAGGCGUUCUUAUUGUCAAUGUUCGGCCCAACGGCGACCCUAUCGUGGCCAAGUUAUAUGAUGAGCUGGAGCUUGCUGUAUAUGGCCAGCUUUUGGGACAGGCUGCUGUCCAGAGUCGUAUCUAA